AUGGGGAGUUUAAAGAGUGAGGUUGGGAGUGUGAAGAGUGAGGUUGGGAGUGUGGAGAGUGAAAUGGAAAGCUUCAAGAAUGAGAUUUGGAGUCUAAAAUGUGAAAACUCAUGUACCACACUGCUAUCAACUUCUCCAAAUGAAUCAUUGUCGGAGGCAAAGAAUAUGACUCAAUCAUCGGAUUUUGAACAGAAUAGCUUGACCCCAUCAAGCCUGUCUUUUGCGGCAAUCAAAUUUGAAGUGGACGGAGAUAUUGAAGUCCAGUCACCCGAUAGUUCACUGUGGGAGUCAUUUUUCUCCGAUCAAUUCGAAGGAGACUUCAUGAUCUCAUCGCCGGUGAGGAACUUACCAUCCCCACAAGCAUCAAACCACAACUACAACUUCAACUACGCUCAGCCGAUGCAUGGACAAACCCUUUGUGGGUGCUCUCCUCCUCGCAUGUCAUCUCCACUAGGACCUUAUAGCAGUACCCACAAAGGCACAGGACUGAGCCCACUACAUAAGGUUUUCAACUCUCCAAAUAAUAAUCAGUAUAUGCAGCCCGAGAGCCUCUCUAUUCCAGCUCUUGAGAACUUUUUGGACGAUUAUGAGAGAGAUGAUGAUAUUUUAUGUUACUCAACGGUGAAAACCUCCGGUGUUGGAAGCUCAUCGGAUUGUUUUGAUACCCUGACAACAGUUCCAGCAUUGUUGGACUGCUUAACGUUCCCAAAUUCUUCAAGGUUUUGUGGAUCGGUGAGUGAAACUUUGAGCCAAGGAGGUUCACAACUUCAUGAUCAAGAUGGUGAUAUUUAUCAGAUGGGCUCUAUUGUCAUCGGACCACUGUCAGAACAAUUGCAACAAGAAAGGCAGCAAGAAAAGAAACACCAGCGGCAACCACCGCCACAACGAGGACAACGCCACCAACCACAGAACAUUAACCCUAGUUUGAUGAUGCCUUUAUCUCUUGGACCUGAGCAGGAACAAGACAGUGGGCUUCAACUGGUCCACCUCCUUCUUGCCUGUGCCGAAUCAGUUGCCAAAGAGGACUACAUGUUAGCAAGGAGAUACCUCCACAAACUCAAUCGAGUGGUCACACCCCUUGGUGAUUCCAUGCAACGUGUUGCCUCCUGUUUCACAGAAGCCCUAAGUGCCAGACUUGCAGCAACCCUAACCACAAAACGUAGCACCUCCUCCACCACAAAAUCCUUCACUCCUUUCCCUCCAAACUCACUAGAAAUCCUCAAGAUUUACCAAAUUCUUUACCAAGCUUGCCCAUACAUUAAAUUUGCUCAUUUCACUGCCAAUCAAGCUAUCUUUGAGGCAUUUGAAGCCGAAGAGAGAGUACAUGUUAUUGACCUGGAUAUCCUCCAAGGAUAUCAAUGGCCUGCUUUCAUGCAAGCCCUAGCUGCUCGGCCUAGCGGGCCACCAUUUCUCCGAAUCACCGGAGUUGGUCCAUAUCCAGAGGUGGUGAGCGAGACAGGCCGGUGUUUAACUGAACUAGCUCAGUCUCUCCAUGUCCCAUUCGAAUUCCACCCGGUUGGAGAGCAACUUGUAGACCUAAAACCACACAUGCUCAACAGACACGUUGGUGAAGCUCUGGCUGUUAACUGCGUUAACCGGCUCCAUCGUGUUCCGAGCAACUGUCUCGGGAAUCUAUUGGCGAUGAUCAGAGACCAAGCGCCAAAUAUAGUGACCACCGUUGAACAAGAAGCUAGCCAUAAUGGACCGUACUUCUUGGGUCGUUUUCUGGAGGCACUGCACUAUUAUUCAGCCAUUUUUGACUCAUUGGACGCGACAUUUCCUCCGGACUCGGCACAGAGAGCAAAGGUAGAGCAGCAUAUAUUCGCGCCGGAGAUAAGGAACAUAGUGGCGUGCGAGGGGCCGGAGAGGGUAAUGAGGCAUGAGAGGUUAGAAAAAUGGAGGAAGAUCAUGGAAAGUAAGGGCUUCAAAGGGGUGCCACUGAGUUCAAACGCGGUGACGCAAUUGAAAAUAUUGCUGGGAUUAUACUCUUGCGAUGGUUAUAGGUUGACAGAGGACAAGGGCUGCUUGCUUUUGGGGUGGCAGGAUAGAUCCAUUCUGGCUGCUUCUGCAUGGCGAUGCUGA
Molecule: messenger RNA, 2082 nt
Organism: Ilex paraguariensis (yerba mate)
Lineage: Eukaryota; Viridiplantae; Streptophyta; Magnoliopsida; Aquifoliales; Aquifoliaceae
Source: the annotation of a GenBank genome assembly